AUGAAAAAAAAUGAAAUUUCACAUCAAUUUGAGAUCAAGAACAACAUUUAUAGAUUUUGUUUCUAUCAAAAAAGCAGAACUUUUGCAAGGGAAUUUUUUUUUCCUUUACAGGUGAUAAACCAUGUUGUUGUGCCGGCGGCUGUCUCCGCGAAAAGAACCCCAGUCCAAGGCAGACCAGUAGUGCAACCCAGACGACUACAGCCAUCAAGAAGAGCGUCAGUUCCAGCACGGUUGCCCGCUCUAGGAGCUGAUGCCAAUCACCAAAGUAACUUUUUCCCGAGACCUAAUCUCAUUAUUAUUCGUGAUGGUCGAAUAGUAGAACUCACGGAUCAGCAACAAAAGGAUCUCAAUCUGAUUCUCAGUGCGAUGGCUGUUCCGAAAAACGAGCCGUCAAACCGUAGAAGAGCUCCCAUUCGCAGAGGAAGAGCACCUAUUCGUCGAAUGAGACCAAGGGUUCAAUUUCAAAGGGUUCACGUGUAA
This is a messenger RNA of Strongylus vulgaris, 480 nucleotides long. Lineage: Eukaryota; Metazoa; Nematoda; Chromadorea; Rhabditida; Strongylidae. The record is from the annotation of a GenBank genome assembly.